UGAGUCAAGUAUUUGCCAGGCUCGGGCCACCGUUAUGGUUUACGACGACGCUAACAAAAAAUGGCUCCCGGCUGGUGCUGGACCCCAGACCUUCAGCAGAGUCCAGAUCUACCACAAUCCCGCCAACAACGCCUUCAGGGUCGUAGGACGCAAAAUGCAGACGGACCAGCAGGUGGUCAUUAACUGUCCAAUCGUGAGAGGUCUCAAGUACAACCAAGCCACGCCCAAUUUUCACCAGUGGCGAGAUGCUCGACAGGUGUGGGGGCUCAACUUUGGCAGCAAAGAAGAUGCUGCUCUGUUUGCCAACGGCAUGAGUCACGCUCUGGAGGUUCUCAACUCUAUGCCAGAUGCAGGUUACGCAACCCUCCCUCGUCCAGUGUCCAAUGGGCCUUCUCCAGAGGAGCUUGAACAGCAGCGGAGGUUGGAGCAGCAGAGAAUUGAACAAAUAGAGCGAGAACGACAGGAGAGAGAAAGACUGGAGAGAGAAAGACUGGAGUUUGAGCGACUGGAGAGAGAGAAACAAGCGGCUCCAGUCUUUAUUCCCCCUGCUCCACCAAUGGCUCCCGGGGGUCCCGCUCCUCCUCCAGCACCUCCUCCACCUCCUGGGCCUCCCCCAGCUGCUGGCAUCCCCCCUCCUCCAGGACCUCCACCAGCUCCACCACUGCCCGCUCCAGGCGGAGGCGGCGGCAGUGACAGUGGUGGUGGUGGCGGCAUUGGCGGUGGAGCAGGAGGCCUUGCAGCUGCCUUAGCUGGUGCUAAACUCCGCAAAGUGUCCAAACAGGAGGACGGAGGCACCACACCUCCAAUCGGCAGAAACGACCCCAGCCGAAGCAGCACCGCCUCUAUCGGAGGAGGGGGAGGUGGUUUGAUGGGUGAGAUGAGUGCCAUUUUGGCGAGAAGGAGAAAAGCUGCAAACACUGGAGAAAAGCCGCCACCCGUUAAAACACAAGAUAACGAUGACUCAGACUCUCAAGGUCAAGUUGAAGCGCCACGAAGACCCUGGGAGAAAUCAUCUAUGGUCAGGAAUAACUCCAUCCCCAAGAGCAUGGACUCCACCCCCUCAUUGUCCCAGGUUUUAAGGACAAAGGGAGCUGGGAACAAUAACGACUCGGGAGGAUCUGAUGACUCGGAUUUAGAGAAACUGAAACAGGAGAUUUUGGAGGAGGUGCGAAAAGAACUACAGAAAGUCAAAGAGGAAAUUAUUGGAGCCUUUAUUCAGGAGCUUCAGAAGAGAGACACGUAGUUCCUUGGAUGAUAACAGAGGGUGUCUGAUCUCGCUGGGACCUCCACUGGGACCUCCACCGUGCCCUCGUGUAGCCCAGGGAUCUCUCUUUCUCCUAAAAAAGUUUUCUCUUAUUCUGUGUAUCUUCCACAAAUACACACGCAUUUUUGUUUUUUUUUUGCAUAUUUGCAUCAAAACUUCACAUCAUCUAAAUGGUAAUCAAGCAACCUCCUCACAUCAUAACCCAGCACUCCAGUUCAUCAUUCAUUUCCUCCUUAUUUAGAGCUUUCCUCAGUCUUUGCCAUAUAAAGAGGGAGGCACAGUUUCAAUUUGCUGCAAAAAAAUCCUGCUACCUGUGUCCAUCCGUUGGAGUAAUCUUCACGAUUCAGGGAAAAGUGUUAACUGUUUUUCUAUGAUUGCAAAAUGCUGGGAUCUUUUUUUUUUUCUUUCUUGUGACAAAAAUGUUUCAGACACUUGAGUUUUAGAAGGUCUCCUUAAAGUAGAUGCCAACUCUCGAGGAUGUUCUGAGAACUUGUUCACCAUUGCCAUGCAUCAAUAUAAAAGUGGAUAUACAACCUAAGCCUUCACUGCUGUAACACAGAAAACGCUAGAAGAGGAGACGAGCAAAAGGGAAUCUGAUGGACGAAGCGAGUGCUGUGAAAGAGGAGAGUGUGUAGUUUUAUUAAGUGUGACAACUGUACUGUUUUUUGCAUUGCACUCGAUCCAGAGGACGUGUCUGUCACCCGACCAGGACAGGCUUUUCCCUCUCACUCAGACGAGAUAUCGUUGGCUGUUGCAGUGGUCCUACUGUAAACUGUGCUGCCAUUUUUUUUUCCUUUCUAGUUGUGUUUCUCUAAUUUUGAGACUUAAAAACGGCCAUGAUGUGGUCAGUUAAUUUGGCCAUGACCAAUUGCCUUGAGAAUAAUAUGAAAUUAUAUAUAUAUCUAUAUAUGAGGAAAUAUAUAUAUAUAUGUUUUAAGGGAAAAACAAAUUAGAUGUUCCUUUUUUUAAUUAAAAUAACUGGUGAUUGGGGAUUUAAUUUCUGACAGUUUUCUUAUGAAACGUUAUUUUUUUUGGGUUCUUUUUUUCUAAUAGUAUAGACUUUUUACACUGAGAUAUAAAGAAAACAGCUUAGAGACACUGGAUUAGAAAUGCCUUUAUAGUCAAAUACAGCUGCUUCCUAAAAUGCA
Messenger RNA from Oryzias melastigma (Indian medaka), 2412 nucleotides. RefSeq names its product vasodilator-stimulated phosphoprotein. Gene Ontology annotation, molecular function: profilin binding; SH3 domain binding. NCBI's taxonomy places the organism in Eukaryota, Metazoa, Chordata, Actinopteri, Beloniformes, Adrianichthyidae. The record is from RefSeq and is a predicted model, not a curated record. Gene Ontology annotation, biological process: positive regulation of actin filament polymerization; axon guidance; actin cytoskeleton organization.